Molecule: messenger RNA, 3290 nt
Organism: Misgurnus anguillicaudatus (oriental weatherfish)
Lineage: Eukaryota; Metazoa; Chordata; Actinopteri; Cypriniformes; Cobitidae
Gene: mcama
Product: melanoma cell adhesion molecule a
Cellular component (GO): plasma membrane
Molecular function (GO): laminin receptor activity
Source: RefSeq, a predicted model, not a curated record
CUCUCUCUCUUACGCGCGCGCUCCUCCUCGCCAAAACCCAAACUCGCUCGUCUCGUGCACUACGAUUCAUUCACGCGCUGGAUAGAUAACUUCACAAACAUGGCUCUACCGGACACCUCGUUUUUACUCUUUGUGUUUCAACUCUGCGCCUUUUCUUGGCAAGCUUGGACGCUGGUGGAUCUGAGGAUGGAGGACACCGUAGAGGUUUACACGUAUGAGUCUGCAGAGAUUCCCUGUCUGUACUCCUUCACCGAGAAUCCCAGUAUGGUGAUGGUGCAGUGGUUUGUGCGGGGGCCUGGAGGUAAUCGGGUCAGAAUCUCCUACAGCGAUCUGACCAUGCAGAAGGUGGACGUGAACACAAGCUACAGCGAUCGCAUCAGCGUCCGAUCAAACAGCGAUGGAGAAAUUCUGACCGUUCAGGACAUUAAGCUGUCUGAUGAGAGAGAGUUUUUCUGCCAGGUCAGUGGACUGGCAGCGGGCAAUGGAGAGGGCAAGACUCUCUUAAAGGUUUUCGAUGCUCCAGAGAAUCCGGUGAUUGAAGGUGUUCUCUCUGGAGUUUAUGUGUCUAGUGACUCUCCAUCAAAAAUCGCAUCUUGUGAGACCAGAGAUGGUUUUCCCAAGCCAAAUAUCACAUGGUAUCGCGAUCAUACCCCUCUUUACCCUGCUAUUGGCUUGGUGAACGUGGUAACUUUAGUAACAAGAGAAUACAGUGGUCUGUAUACGGUUCAGAGUGAUCUUCACUAUAAGGUGACUAAAGAAGACAAGGACGCACACUUUUCAUGCGAGGUCAGCUACUUUGUCCCAGGAGCCGUCAAGACGUCUAAAUCCACAGGCAUCAAUAUUACCGUUUUUUACCCCACGACAAGCGUCGAGCUGCAGAGGGAAUCGCCCGAGGGUUUGGUCAAAGAAGGGGACACAGUAGAGAUCCGUUGCCAGGGUGAUGGAAACCCCCCAGCAACCAUCACUUUCAACCGGGAACAAUCAGAUGUGGAGCUGGCUUCCGAUCAGGGCGUCCUCAUCCUGAAGGAGGUGUCUCGAGCAGACAGCGGCACGUAUGAAUGUCAUGCUCUGAAUAUGGAUGCACUGGAUCACGAGGAUGUGGGAGAGAGCAUCAAGCUCACUGUACACUAUCUGGACCCUGCUGCGGUGGUGCCCAAAGACUCAGAGAUCAUGCUGAGAGGAGAGAGUCUGACAGCCACCUGCAAUGCCCUGUCAUCAUUAGAGACCUCUACGGUGUGGUUUAAGGAUGGGGUUGAGGUGGAAAGAGGACACGUACUGCAGCUCCACGACGCCACAUUCGACACAGCAGGACAGUAUGACUGUGAGGUGACUGUACCAUUACUCCCGGGCCUACAGACCAGCGGCUUGGUCCAUAUUAUUGUACAGGGUGGACCUCAGAUGAAGGAUGCAGAGAGGGACAUAGAGCUGACAGAGAAGGUGGGAGGGUGGGUAAAUUUAACCUGUGAGGUGAGAGGUCACCCCAAACCCACCAUCACAUGGAGCAUCUCUGGCAGUCAGAGUUGGCUUGAGGUUGUUAAAAGAGAGACUGAGGAUCUGGUGUACAGCGUUGUGACGCUUAAAGUUAGCACGGACACGCUUGCCGUCUGCAAUUCAACAAAUGAUUUUGGGUUUGAGACCAAAACUUACAACAUAAGGAGCAUUCCUUUCUCUCAGACUCCAACAGCGAGAAAAACCUCAGUGGAUAAUAGUGGUGUGAUUAUUGUGGUGAUUAUUGUAAGCAUCUUGUUGUUGGCCAUCCUGGGCAGUGUCUUCUACUUCCUUUAUAAAAAGGGCAAGUUACCGUGUGGACGUUCAGGCAAGCAAGAAAUCACCAAGGAGAAGACUAAUAAGGAUGACAUUGUCGUAGAGAUGAAAGCCAACAAGACAGAAGAGUCUGUGCUAUUAAAAGGCAUCAACGGUGACAAAAAACCACCCAAUGAUCAGAGCACAGCACUGAGCUCAUAAAAUGGAGGACUAAAGAUUUUGUGGAGGACUUAUUGUGGAUGGGUUAUCUUCUCUGGAUGAAGUGGACUGCGGUUAACUUUGGGAUAAACAGGACUCGAGGAAGUUCUUAUUUUGUUGUACUGAUCUCCAACAUGUUUUUCUUUAGUUGUCGACCAAUUCAAGAGCGUCACUGUGUCCUUUAAGAUUUCAAAACGUGUAUAUAUUAUAAAUAUAUUUAGCUAUCGGUCCUAUUUGUGACCUAAUUCUUUGUCCUUUUUAAAGCUCUGUCAAGCAAAUCGUUUCGUUGUUUGGUAUUACAUAGUGUUAAAGAAAUAAUAAACUACCUAAAAGUCUUCAUAGAGGUCUACAGGCAAACAUUUACGAUAAAAACAAACCCUGUACGACUGGACGAUAAACCCAGUUAAUAAACACACGAGGGAUUUAAUUCAUGAUGCUUACUAGUGUGUGGGUUACGGUCCAAUUUCACUGAACUACUGCAGAGCUCAUGUACUGUUUGUAAAUAAGUUUAGGGAAGAAUCUUGUAGCUCCUGGUGUUUUCGACUGCUGAGGGGAAUCGCGGCCGCCCCUGUUUCUGCCUCAACUGCAAUGCCUGCCGAGAUGCGUCUGCAGUUUACUUCAAUGUUAGUUACACUGAACGCUUUGUGUUGUGUCUUGUUUGUUUCGUGCAUGUCUCUGUAUUUGGUGAAGGGAGAGUUAUUUUGUUAAAAAAUAAAAGGUCGUUUUAUAAAAAAGAAGCGUUAGGUUUAAGCCUGAUAAUCUUUGGCUUUUAAGGAAUUGUUUGGAAAGUGCAUUUUCAGGUCUUAAUUAUUGUCUUUGGUUUUAAUGUACAUAGUUUUAUACCUUACAUGUUGUUUAAUAUUGGCUUUUCUGCUUUACAUUUGAGCAACAAGAAUGUGACCCACGUGCCAUCUAUGUGAAUAGGCCAUUCAUGGACAGAUCAUUUUGGCUCAUCCACUAUUAUCUUAUAAAUAAAUUCAGUUUAAUGAGUAUUUAUAACCUUUGCGUUUAUAACUGAUAAACACACCCCCUGUUUUGCAAAAGGUUAUUCAUCUUUAUGUUGUUUAAAGAUUGGUGUGAGCCAUUUAAAACUGUUGUCUGAACACUGAAGCAUUAUUACACUGAAACAUGAAGCUUCGCCUGUUUAUGUGAGGAAAUCAUAUUGGCAUAACACAAGCUGUUGUUGUUGUUAUUAUAGUGUUCACAAACUGUUUUAUGUUUCGAAUUCACUUUUGAUUGUAAAUAAGGUACUUGUGGUUUGUGUUUAUUGCUUGCAUUUUGUAUAUUUUCUAUUGGCCAAAAAUCCAAAUAAAGGUAUGUUACAUUCA